Molecule: messenger RNA, 1541 nt
Organism: Tetranychus urticae (two-spotted spider mite)
Lineage: Eukaryota; Metazoa; Arthropoda; Arachnida; Trombidiformes; Tetranychidae
Source: RefSeq, a predicted model, not a curated record
AUCAGUUUGAGUAAUAAACAUAUUUUUAUAACAAGCGAUGUAUACUUUGAUCAAGGUUAAUCAAUAAACAUCAUUAAAUCUGGUAAAUUUAAGUGUUGCUGAAAUUGGUUAAGAUUGUAUUGAAACAAAAGGAGGACCAAAUUGUUUACAGUUGUGAGUUUCAUGCAACUAACAUUGUUUCAUAUCUGUGUAAUCCUAAUCAAUGUAAACCAAUUUCCUGAAUCGAUUUCAAAUAUGGCAAUACAAUGAUGCGAUAAAUGAGACUCCAAUCUAAUUGUAUAAUCACCAUGAUUAAGGAUCUGACCCUGUUUAAUUGAAUAACGAAAUGAAACUGUUUUUUACCGGUAUUGUGUCUGUUAUUAUGAUUCCCUUAUAUUACUGUUGACACAAUCUUUCAAAUGAACUCCUACAGUCAACAAUCAAUUUAAAAGAUUAUUCUUUGCUGGAAAUCAUGUGAAUCUGAAUGCGCACGGAGCAACACAAGAUGGCGACAAGAGACAUUAAAUACAAGCUAUUUUAUUCACUAUUUUGCCCUUGCUCAAUGAAGUCGGCACUUGAUACUUUAACAGGUUUGAAGUAAAGUAAACAAAAGGCUGUUCUCGAGUUAAUCGCAAUAAUUUACUCCGUUAGUCCAGUAUUCCUCAUCUUCGAUUCACUGAGUGUUAUCAUCGCCAUUUCAUCACUCAUCUUUCCAUUCAACUUACCUGGUAACAACAGUUCAACAUUAAGAUACAUUGGAUAACGAACAUUUCUGAUUCGUUGAUGACAAUAACUGAAUAAUUGAAAUGCCUUGGGAAAAUCAAAUUAAAAGAUCAAAUAAUACCCUCAACAUCAACAAUAACAACAACAACAAUGUCAUCAAGUUAAGCUCAACAUCGAGUGGAUCAUCAUUGGAAAAGAUUGGAACAGAAAAGCCGAGGAAAAAGUUCACUAUUCCUAGACCGCCUCAGCCAUUGAUUACUUUUGAUAAAAAUGAACUCAAAGCUCGACUCACUCCGAUACAGUACAGGGUAACCCAAGAAAAGGCCACAGAAAGACCAUUUUCUGGUGAAUAUUUGAAACUUAAUGAUAAUGGAUUGUAUUGCUGCUCAGUUUGUGGCGAAGAGCUUUUCUCAUCUCAAUGUAAAUAUGAUUCUGGUUGUGGAUGGCCUGCUUUUUACGAUAUCACAAAUCCUAGUAAAGUUGCUCUCAAGCCCGAUCUAUCUCAUGUUGGAGGUAAUUUACUUUUACUUGCCAUCAAACCAGAUCUUGUGAGAACCGAAGUCAGUUGUGCCAAGUGUGGAUCUCAUUUGGGACACGUAUUUGAUGAUGGUCCUAAACCGACUGGAAUCCGAUAUUGCAUCAACUCAGCAGCUUUGAAAUUCAACCGAGUUACCAAAACAAUAAACUUAAACGAAGAUAAAGUCGACAAUAAUCCGGAUCUUUCGAUUGCCACCAAAUAAUUUUAACAAAAAAAUGUCAUCUUUUCCUGUUCCUCUUGCUACUUUCAUUCGUGACCUCAUCAUUGAAAUAAUUUCAAAUAAAAAUUAUUAUCCAUUCAA